Acanthosepion pharaonis is the source of this 891-nucleotide messenger RNA. The record is from the annotation of a GenBank genome assembly. Lineage: Eukaryota; Metazoa; Mollusca; Cephalopoda; Sepiida; Sepiidae.
AUGGGCCGUUCACUCGGAAGUAUUUUAAUUGAUGUAACACUUCUUAUCAGUUUGGUUGAAAAUAUUUGGGCAGAAAUUAUUCUGCGAAUCUUGGUUUUUUUCUUUUACCUUUAUACAGAACAUUUAGAACCAUUUGUAAGGCACAUAGAAAAGGAGGAAUUAUGGUUAUACAAAAAUCCUGAAACACCAAGUUAUGUUCCUAUUCACGUAUUAUGGGUGAUCGUGGUCGUUGUCCCACUAUCAGGAAUACUAAUUGCUUAUGUUUAUAGCCGCAACAAAAUGGAUGUUCUCCAAGCUCUGCUUGGUCUCACAUUGUCAGUCUUUCUCAGUGCAAGUUUGACUAAUAUCAUCAAAGUUAUUGUUGGCAGACCUCGUCCUGAUUUCUUUUGGCGAUGUUUUCCUAAUGGGGUUUAUGUUGAGAACAUGGAAUGUACUGGACAUCGUGAGAAAAUCAUAGAAGGUCGUAAGAGUUUUCCAAGUGGACAUUCUACAAUUGCUUUUUCUGGUUUAGGCUACACAACAUUCUACUUGCUUGGGAAACUCCAUUGUUUCAAUCAAAAUGGUCGGGGUUAUCUUUGGCGUUUACUUGUCAGUUUUGUACCUGUUUUUCUGGCUUUGAUUGUUGCCUUGUCACGUACAUGUGAUUAUCAUCAUCACUGGCAAGAUGUGACUAUUGGUUCUCUCCUGGGAUUGUCUGUAGCUUACUGUUGCUAUCGUCAGGCAUAUCCAGCUUUUAGCUGCUGUACAUCACAUUUGCCUUACUUUUGUAGCCAUUCCUCUGAUGAUACAAAUCAUGACAACAGAAUAUCAAACCUUAGCAGACCAUCAUCUACUCCUGUUAUUUUAACAUCUGCUCAGAAAUUUAGUGAAGACUCUUUUAAAUACGUUUGA